Arabidopsis arenosa is the source of this 905-nucleotide messenger RNA. The record is from the annotation of a GenBank genome assembly. NCBI's taxonomy places the organism in Eukaryota, Viridiplantae, Streptophyta, Magnoliopsida, Brassicales, Brassicaceae.
CAUACAAUCAAAGAUGGCACUAGACAUUUUCAUUUUCAUCUCCCCACGAAUCAAAGAUGGCUUUUGCCAUUGCUUCUGCUCUCGCUUCCACGGUCACAUUAUCCACGAGCAGAGUCCAAAACGCGACCCAUAGAAGACCACAAGUAGCGUCCGCAUCACCCACCGGUGGAAGAAUGAGUGAGCGCUUGGUGGUGGUUCGUGCCGGCAAAGAAGUUUCUAGCGUCUGUGAACCACUUCCUCCGGACCGUCCUUUGUGGUUCCCUGGUAGCUCUCCACCUGAAUGGCUCGAUGGCAGCUUACCUGGUGAUUUUGGUUUCGAUCCUCUCGGUUUAGGGUCUGACCCGGACACCCUCAAAUGGUUUGCACAAGCUGAGCUCAUACAUAGCCGGUGGGCAAUGCUGGCCGUGACCGGUAUCCUAAUACCGGAAUGUCUCGAGCGGUUAGGUUUCAUUGAAAACUUCUCAUGGUAUGACGCAGGGUCUCGUGAGUACUUCGCGGAUUCCAUUACAUUGUUUGUAGCUCAAAUGGUUUUAAUGGGCUGGGCAGAAGGUAGGAGAUGGGCUGAUUUGAUUAAACCGGGGUCUGUGGACAUAGAACCAAAGUACCCGCACAAAGUAAAUCCUAAACCGGAUGUUGGUUACCCGGGAGGUUUAUGGUUCGAUUUUAUGAUGUGGGGGAGAGGUUCUCCUGAACCGGUAAUGGUUUUGAGGACUAAAGAGAUUAAAAACGGACGGCUCGCGAUGCUUGCUUUCGUUGGGUUCUGUUUCCAAGCUACCUACACUAGUCAAGAUCCAAUUGAAAAUCUCAUGGCUCAUCUUGCUGAUCCUGGUCAUUGCAACGUCUUCUCGGCAUUUACAUCACAAUAAUGAGGAUUAGCUUGCGGCGAAUAUAAUUUUUUUAUAUAU